AGGCCUUCAUUAUGUCGUUGUUUAUAUGCUAGCGGAGCUGCUGGCGAAUCGAUCGGCCAUAAAACGUGGAAAUAUCCCUCUUUUCAGGCACGACAACCCAUUUCCAAGAUGCCGACCACCCCAGAGCAAAUGACCAGAUAUGAAAAAAUCGAAUCCGUCAUUAAGGGGUUUAAAUUGUCGUCACUGACGUAUAAGAGGGUCAUGCACUUACUUCAUGAGGAGAUGAAAAGGGGACUUUGUCAGAAGUCCCACUCCCGGGCAGAUAUAAAGAUGUUCCCCACUUUUGUCAGGGCUCUUCCAGAUGGAUCAGAAAAAGGCAGUUUUCUGGCCCUGGAUCUUGGAGGAACAAACUUCCGGGUUUUGCUCGUCAAACUGAAUGGACGUGACGUAGAUAUACAAAGUAAAACAUACCUCAUUCCACAAAGAGUCAUGCUAGGCACCGGUACCCAGUUAUUUGAUCACAUAGCCGAUUGUAUCAGAAAAUUCAUGGACGAACAUGAUCUACGGAACCACAAACUGCCUCUGGGUUUUACGUUUUCUUUUCCUUGCAAACAAGAGGGUCUCGCCAAAGCUCGUUUAUCACAAUGGACGAAGGGCUUCCGGUGCGAAGGGGUCGUAGGAGAAGACAUUUGUCGCUUAUUGCAUGAAGCACUGCACAGAAUCAAGAUUACUAGCGUUGAAGUACUUGCUGUUGUCAACGACGCUGUCGGAACCCUCAUGUCGGCAGCUCACAGUGACAGGCAGUGUGAAAUCGGUCUUAUAUUAGGUACCGGAUGUAAUGCUUGUUACAUGGAAUCUCUUGAUAAUGUCGGUCUGUGGGAGGAAGAGCGCGACCAUCCGAACGAGGUUAUUAUAAAUACGGAAUGGGGCGCGUUUGGAGAUAAUGGUUGUUUAGACUUCAUAAGAACUGAGUAUGAUCGUGAACUGGAUAAUUUCUCAAUAAAUCCUGGUAAACAAAUAAUGGAGAAGAUGAUUUCCGGUAUGUAUAUGGGUGAGAUAGUGAGAUUGGUACUAGAGAGACUCGCCAUGGACGAGCUCCUUUUCUCCGGAGUCGAUAGAGACGGCGAACUCUUCAUCCGUGGCCGAUUUUACACGAAAUAUGUUUCAGAGAUUGAAAGUGACCAUGACGAGUUUUUCAGGAAUACCAAACAGGUUCUUGAUGAACUGGGGAUUGAAAACUACACCUCAGACGACUGCAAGAUUGUCAAAUAUGUCUGUACUCUUAUUUCUGCGCGCGCAGCUUUCCUUUCAUCUGCUGGCAUCGCUACCCUGAUCAACCGCUUGAAAAAGAAGUCUAUGACAAUUGCCGUAGAUGGUUCCCUCUACAGGUUUCACCCUCGAUUCCACAAUCUUAUGGUUCUGAAAAUUCAAGAACUAGUCAACCCUGGGCAUAAGUUUAAAUUGGUUUUAUCUCACGAUGGAAGCGGAAAAGGAGCAGCAUUAGUAGCAGCUGUCGCCACUAGACUUCAGGAUAAAAAGAACACUGCAGAGUGAACAUAAUACCGUUAUAUUAGAGUUUUCAAAAGAGGAGGAAGAAUCUUGCAUAAGAUCACGUGACAUUCGCUUUCCGGUCAUGUGAUUACUUUCUUCAUGUUUAUCAUUUUGCAUUGGCUGCAUUACAUAGGGAAUCAUAUUUCUCUGUAUGCUAAUGUAUUGAUACAAUUAAGCGUUUUGCUUCGAGGUUUCAGCAAAGACAUUGACAAUUGAGGGCAUUAUUGCAUUAAAUGGUGCAUCUAAUAUACUAACAAUGACACUGUAGCAAAGAUGUUACACUUUCGUGAAAAUGAGAGAAUGUAGAAGAGAGUUCAUCUGAAUACAUAUUGAGGUUUUCUUCUUCGAAAGCAGUUUUCCCUGUUCUGUGAUUAAACAAAUGGUUGUUUAUCGCAUAGAAAAAAUGUUAUGAAAAAUACCCAGUGAUCAACGUACAUGUACAACUUUCUUACUUGGCAAAUGAAAGUAAACUCCAAAGAGGCUGGUUUUCUACUGCUACGUAUUAAAACAUACUCAUAUUUGUAAAUACACAUGAAAUAUGCUUGUAUAUUAUAGAAAUGUAUAAUUAUAUAUGUAUCCAUGUACAGUUCAUGAUCAGUUGUUUUCCCCUGAGCUACUGUUGUACUCCUUGGCUUUUUGUUAUGAUAUAUGGACUUGUUAUUAUGAAAUAAAACCAAUUUUUGAGAAA
This is a messenger RNA of Saccostrea echinata, 2179 nucleotides long. RefSeq names its product hexokinase-2-like. Gene Ontology annotation, cellular component: mitochondrion; cytosol. Gene Ontology annotation, biological process: intracellular glucose homeostasis; glycolytic process; glucose 6-phosphate metabolic process. The coding region runs from base 109 to 1494 and encodes 461 amino acids. The record is from RefSeq and is a predicted model, not a curated record. Gene Ontology annotation, molecular function: mannokinase activity; ATP binding; D-glucose binding. The transcript is spliced from 11 exons. NCBI's taxonomy places the organism in Eukaryota, Metazoa, Mollusca, Bivalvia, Ostreida, Ostreidae.